CAGGUCGCCCAACCACAUCGUUCCUUAUCAGUGGCCGGUACGAGUCACAAGCCAUCCAUCGUCAGCUGCCCCCUCGACAACGAGGUUUCUCCUUUCUACGAUCCUUUGUCACUCCUCCUAAGGAAUUGGAUUGGAAUCUGGUCCAAUCCCCCCAUUACCGCUGCCGUUCGCUCUUCCUGUUGAAUCGCUUGUCGAAAGCUGGGCCGUUUGCUCUUUGACUUCGAAAGCAUUGCCGCGUCGGACGGUCUCGAUACCCCAUUGUCAACCACAGAGGCAUGCGAUAGCGAUCCUAGGCUACGACAGUGAUCAUGUCAAACUCAAACAAGGACUCACCCCCUCCCAUACAGCCUAUGUCCGCAUCGCCCGGCUCCUUUCGCGGCCGUUCUUUCAGUCGCGCCGAGUUCACCGCCCGCCUUGCAUCCCCCGUAGCCUUGGGCUCGUCCCCGGCAAGUCGUCAGCAACCGCCAGUCGGCGAAGGGCCAGGUUCCGGCCACUUGACGCCUCUCCCCGGCCCCGGCUCGCAUGUUGCCGGUCCCGGUGUCUCGGCCCUCGCUGCCGCCCUAUCCAACUCGCUUGGAACGUCGCCCCCGCGAUUCGGCACGCCACAUGCCCGAACAGCCUCGCCCUCCGUAGCCCCCGUUAAUGGCCUGGGCUCCAGGACGCCAACAAACUAUGGCUCGUUUGAUGCGAGGAGACAAUGGGGAGCUGCCGCGUACGAGGAUCCCGAGAUAAUCAAAAGACAUUUGGUUCGACCGGGAGAGGGUUCUCUGGACGAUGGAUCUAGGAAGGUCAGCGAAAGCUCCAAGGGCAAACAACCCGUUGGCGCGACGCAGCCCGGCUUCGACGACGAAUUUUCCAGUCUAAAGCUGCAAGGAGGCGAUAUUACGCGACCAAUCUACAAGUGGACAGAAGAGGCGGACCAGCGGAGCAAGAUGCAGCGCAGCAAGAGCUUCAGCGUUCCGAGGCCGGAACCGGAGACCGAGGAGCUCGAUAUUAAUAACAUCAAGGUUCCCGGGGGCUUCCGGCGCAACUAUAUCCGGCGGGCUGCCAGGGAUCCAGACGAGCUGGAGCACGGCUCCGGCAGUAGCCAGACGCAACCCCAGCUGUUUACCAACAGCUUCCUCGAGUUCUUGACGCUAUACGGUCACUUUGCCGGCGAAGAGCUCGAGGAAGACGACGAGGUGCUGAAGCCCGGCGAAUACUUCACUUCGGGCAGCGAGGGUGACAUGUAUGACGAGGACUCAGAGGAGGAGCCAAUGGAAGAGAGCGCGUUGCUGACGCCAUCGCGGCGCAAGAGGAGGAGGAAAGAGCGCGGAGGGAGUGGCCAGAACAGCCCAAUGGGCGCGGCGUUGCUCCUCCUCAAGUCUUUCGUCGGCACCGGUGUCUUGUUCCUCCCGCGCGCCUACCUCAAUGGCGGCAUGCUGUUUAGCAAUCUGGUUCUGCUCUUCGUGGCGGCCCUGAGUUACUACUGCUUCGUCCUGCUGGUCACCACUAGGUUAAAGGUCGACGGGUCCUUUGGUGAUAUUGGCGGUAUCCUCUACGGCAGGUGGAUGAGGAACCUGAUUCUAGCUUCCAUCGUCAUCAGCCAGCUCGGGUUCGUCGCGGCCUACAUCGUCUUCACGUCCGAGAACCUGCAAGCCUUCAUCCUUGCCGUGACCGACUGCAAGACGCUGAUUCCCAUCACAUGGCUAAUCAUCAUGCAAAUGUUGGUGUUCCUGCCUUUUUCGCUCCUCCGCGACAUCGGAAAGCUAGGCUUCACUGCUCUCAUCGCCGACGCCUUCAUCGUUAUCGGCCUGGCUUACCUCUUUUAUUACGACGUCCUCACGCUCAACACGCAGGGGCUUGCCGACAUCAUCCUGUUCAACCAGAAGGAUUGGACUCUCUUCAUCGGCACCGCCAUUUUCACGUUUGAGGGCAUCGGCUUGAUCAUACCGAUUCAGGAGUCGAUGCGCCACCCGCAAAAGUUUCCCAAGGUCAUGUUCGCAGUCAUGGUCAUCAUCACGACGCUCUUUACCGUCAUGGGCGCCUUCUCGUACGCGGCCUACGGCUCCAAGACGGAGACGGUGGUGCUGCUCAACCUGCCGCAGGACGACAAGCUCGUCAACGGCGUCCAGUUCCUCUACUCGCUCGCCAUCCUGCUGUCGACCCCGCUGCAGAUCUUCCCCGCCAUCCGCAUCACGGAGAACGCGCUGUUCACCAAGAGCGGCAAGUACAACCCGUACAUCAAGUGGCAGAAGAAUGUUUUCCGCUUCUUUGUCGUGGCGCUGUGCGCGCUGAUUGCCUGGGGCGGCGCGGAUAACCUGGACAAGUUCGUCGCGCUCGUGGGCAACUUUGCGUGUAUCCCUCUGGUGUAUAUCUAUCCGCCUAUGCUUCACUACAAAGCGGUGGCCAAGAGUGCCCUUCGCAGGUGGUCUGACAUUCUUUUGUGCAUCUUUGGCUUUGUGGCCAUGGCGUACACGACGAGCCUGACGGUGAUGAGCUGGGCCAAGGAUUCCGGUGGCGGAGGGUUGCCCAGCCAUUGCAAUAUCAGGGGCCUGUAGACAGGCAAUGGUGUAGGGAGGCUUGGCUGGGGAGACUUGGAUACCAUGCAAUAUGCCUUGUUCUUUGUCUUUGUUGUCUUGUGAGAUGGCUGUCGUUGAGCAUAGCACUUGCUGGCGUUUCAUUGCCUGGCGAAAUAAGUAGGGGAUUUGCUCUAUUGAUGGUUGAGGUUGGUUACCUAUAUUGGGCGAGUAGAACAUUAGAUUCGCAAGGCGGCAUAUGUAGAGAGCAUGGACACAGACAGAUCGACAAACUACACACUCUUGAGGGGGAAAGGUUUAGCUAGUCCCUAUCACGACCUUUACAUACACUUUUGUAUCUGUCACGCCAGAAUCAACAAAGA
This is a messenger RNA of Parathielavia appendiculata, 2881 nucleotides long. RefSeq lists its product as uncharacterized. Gene Ontology annotation, molecular function: L-tyrosine transmembrane transporter activity. The record is from RefSeq and is a predicted model, not a curated record. Gene Ontology annotation, cellular component: vacuolar membrane. Gene Ontology annotation, biological process: amino acid transmembrane transport. The transcript is spliced from 2 exons. Lineage: Eukaryota; Fungi; Ascomycota; Sordariomycetes; Sordariales; Chaetomiaceae. Bases 351 to 2540 code for a protein of 729 amino acids.